Messenger RNA from Anopheles marshallii, 1089 nucleotides. RefSeq names its product keratin, type I cytoskeletal 9-like. Lineage: Eukaryota; Metazoa; Arthropoda; Insecta; Diptera; Culicidae. The record is from RefSeq and is a predicted model, not a curated record. Bases 1 to 1089 code for a protein of 362 amino acids. The transcript has 3 exons.
AUGGAGCUCUCUCGGAUAAAAACCCUUUACUGUGGGUUAAUAUUUCAGCUACUUUUCACACUUGCCCUUCCACUGCCAUACACCAAGUAUGGACGUACCUGCAGCGAUAUCGGUUGUCUGUCCAGCCAGGUGUGCGUGAUGGCUUACGAGUCGUGCUCCAUUGGGCAACGCGAGGGUAACGAAUGUGGCCGUUACCCAACCUGCAAAAAGAACACGGAUCCCAGUCUCAGUGCCGGCCCGAGCGCGGGAGUUAGCAACGUGUACAACAACGGUCCAAAACCAUCCGCUCCGGCUGGAGGCCCUGGAAAUGGUAACGACGACGAUGUACUCGGUACGCUGGGUCUGAAUCCUAGCAAUCCUUACGGUCAGCGUCCCACGGCACCACCUGCACGUCCACCUCCAUCCGGGUCCUCGCUGUACCCAUCUUUGCCCACGGAUAACAACCCCGGUAACCGUUACGGUGGAAACAAUGGUGGAGGCGGUUACAGCGGUGGCGGUGCUGGUGGUUCCUACAACAGAGGUGGUGGUGCUGGCGGUAGUUCUUCGUAUGGAGGCGGUGGUGGUCAGUUUGAUGGUGCUGGAGGAAACAUCGUCGUACCCACGCGUAAACCGGCUGAGCCCGCUUCCAACGGUGGAUUUUUCGGUGGCAUCCUUAACGGAGUGCAGAAUGCCGUCUCGAACGCGGUCAAGCAGCAGAUUGGUACCUACAUCAAUCAACGGUUGGGCAUUGGACCGGCCGCGGGUGGUGCCGCUGGUGGUGCUGGCGGUGGUGCCGGAGGUCUUGGUGGACUCUUCGAUGCACGCAAUCUGAUCGACAACAAGCGUUUCGGUGGCUUAUUUUCGGAAAAUACACCAGCUGGAAGUGGUGGUACCGGUUCGGGGCAAGGUUCGGGCCGAACUUCUGCCGGUCCUGGCGGAUACCCGGUGACCGUUGAUCAACGCAUGUCGGCCAGCAACUACAACCAGCAGUAUGCUGCAGCACAGCCGUCCCAAGCGGCGUACCCUCAAAGUUACGGAAACUACAACGCGGCCAGUGCUGCACGUGCUCGUUCAACGGAGCGUCCCACUUAUGGAUGGAACCUGAACUAG